Molecule: messenger RNA, 1345 nt
Organism: Coregonus clupeaformis (lake whitefish)
Lineage: Eukaryota; Metazoa; Chordata; Actinopteri; Salmoniformes; Salmonidae
Product: potassium channel subfamily K member 1-like
Exons: 3
Coding region: 265-1275 (336 amino acids)
Biological process (GO): stabilization of membrane potential; potassium ion transmembrane transport
Cellular component (GO): membrane
Molecular function (GO): potassium ion leak channel activity
Source: RefSeq, a predicted model, not a curated record
CACAUCAUCCUCCUCUCAGCAGCAGCUCGACCCUUCUCGGUGAAAGUGAACUGAAUAGACAGAGGACAGACAGAGAGAAGAAACCGAAACGUACAGAGGAACGAUUCUCAUAUGCUUGCUUUUGGUCGUGCGCUUGGACUAGAGAGAAGCUAGAUGACAUCCUAUCCGACGUUGUUACAAUUGUAGCGUCGAUAAGCUAGCUAUUCAUUGUUUAUGUCAAGGUUAUAAACUGUAACACAUUGAGGUUUCAAGAACUCUUGGAAAAUGCUACAAUGUCUAACUAGCAAUUCAUGUGUGCGGUUGUUACAAAGUCACAAAUCGACAUGGUAUUUUUUGUUUCUAGUAUUGGGAUAUAUUCUUUAUCUUAUAUUCGGAGCUGUUGUCUUUUCAUCGGUGGAACUGCCUUAUGAAGACCGGCUAAGACAGGAGCUCCGAACCAUCAAAAAACAGUUCCUCCAAGAUAACGAAUGUCUGUCGGAAGAACGCCUUGAGGAGUUUUUGGAGAAAGCGCUCGAGGCCAGUAACUAUGGAGUGUCCAUUCUCAAUAACGCAUCGGCAAAUUGGAAUUGGGACUUCACCUCCUCGCUCUUUUUUUCCAGUACUGUAUUGUCUACCACAGGAUACGGCCACACCGCUCCGCUGUCUGACGGUGGCAAAGCUUUCUGUAUCGUCUACUCUGUGCUCGGCAUCCCCUUCACCCUCCUCUUCCUCACCGCCGUGGUCCAACGUAUCAUGAUCUUCAGCACCCGCCGGCCCGUCAUGUACGUGUCCACCCGCUGGGGCCUGUCCAAACCUCUGGUAGCCAUGGUCCACGCCACGCUCCUCGCCAUCCUGGCUGCUUCCUGUUUCUUCCUCAUCCCGGCGGCCAUCUUCUCCUCCCUAGAGGAGAACUGGAACUUCCUGGAGAGUUUCUACUUCUGUUUUAUAUCUCUCAGUACCAUCGGACUGGGAGAUUACGUACCAGGAGAGUCCUUCAACCAGAGGUUCAGACAGCUCUAUAAAGUGGGCAUCACUGUCUACCUCCUCCUGGGCCUGGUCGUGAUGCUGGUGGUCCUGGAGACGUUCUGUGAGCUGCAGCAGCUGAAGACCCUGAGGAAGAUGUUCUAUCUGAAGAAGGAGAAACCACAGGACCACUUGGCGAUACUGGAGCACGACCAUCUGGCCUUCACCUCCGUGUCCCACCGGAACAACUCCACCUCGCUCAGGGAGGACAAUACCUUCGUUAGUGUCCCCGAGCUGGCCUCGCCCGGCGGGGACGACCCCAUGAUCGGCUAGAAGGGGGGUGGGGAUAGUUAAAAUGUUGGGGUGAAACUAGGGAAGAAACUAGGGAAGGACAAGGAGAGUA